AUGAAAAAAAGAGGUGGUAAAGAAAAAAAAAAAGUAGGAAAUGUUUCAGAAUUUUUUUUUUUUUUUUUAAAAUUAUCCAGUUUUAGUUUUAGAUCAAUUUUAGAAGUGGAUAAAACUCAAUUAAAAAAAAAACAAUUCAAAUACGUCAUAAACAUCAAUCACGAACCAGACGAUAAAAUAAAAAAAGAUUUAGAAAAAAGUUUGGACAAAAAAGAUGUUUUAAUCAAAAGUAAUAAUACAAUUCAAAAUUCGAAACAAAAAAAAAAAAAAAAAAAAAAAAAAAAAAAAAAGGUAAACCAACCCCUCUUUUAG
This is a messenger RNA of Dictyostelium discoideum AX4, 312 nucleotides long. RefSeq lists its product as hypothetical. Bases 1 to 312 code for a protein of 103 amino acids. The record is from RefSeq and is a predicted model, not a curated record. NCBI's taxonomy places the organism in Eukaryota, Evosea, Eumycetozoa, Dictyosteliales, Dictyosteliaceae. The transcript has 3 exons.